This is a messenger RNA of Anopheles funestus (African malaria mosquito), 2952 nucleotides long. RefSeq names its product intraflagellar transport protein 74 homolog. The transcript has 5 exons. The record is from RefSeq and is a predicted model, not a curated record. Lineage: Eukaryota; Metazoa; Arthropoda; Insecta; Diptera; Culicidae. Gene Ontology annotation, molecular function: beta-tubulin binding. Bases 766 to 2634 code for a protein of 622 amino acids. Gene Ontology annotation, biological process: cilium assembly; intraciliary transport involved in cilium assembly. Gene Ontology annotation, cellular component: cilium; centrosome; intraciliary transport particle B.
GUUAUACUUCAUUUGUUGAAGUUAGUUUAUUAUUAUUAUUUUUUAUUAUUUAUUUUUAGUUUAUUCAAUGAAUCCUAACUGAGGUGAUGUGCAAUAUAUGUAUAGCUUCCUCAGAUGUAUUUUCAAAGGAUACUAUCAUAUGAUACUGGAUACAAUAUAAGUUACUAUGAUACUGUGCUGAAUACAACAAUUGGUUUGUUGCAAAAGGAACAAAAGCGAUAAACUUAACGUUAUGUUAACCGGAACGGCCAGAAAGUCAAAAAGUCUACUGAAAUUACUUUCUAAACUAGUGAUGAGCGGAAUGAUGUUUUGCUCGGAACCGAUUCCAGAGUGCUCUAAAAUUUACGAAAUCGAUUCCGGAUAGUAGGUUCGGAAUUGGUUCCAAGAUCGAAACCGAAAUUGGUUCCGGAACUAGAAACGAUUCCGCUGUUUGAGUGCCCAUCACUAAUCCAAACCCAACAAUUUCAAAAUAGUGCUUUAGCUUAAAAAACGAAUAAGGAACGCAUACUUCAUACAUGGUAUAAUAUAAUAUCAUAGUGCAAAAUGGAUUAUAUUACAGAGUUGAAAUAACGAUAACCUUUGAGAGUGACAAAUUGUAUGAUCUUUCGCCACGUCAUUUUAUAUUUUCGUCAACAAAAUCACCAAUCGUUGGAACUGUGCGUAACCAAGGAAACAAGCGACGGCUAAACAGCCAAACAUAUGAACUAGUUACGUGACGCUAACUUUUAGGUGAAACUAUAACAAACAUUUUGCUUCACAAUAUUCAUGGAAGACGUGAAUAAUAACUCUUCCGUGCGAUCCUACCCUGAUCGUCCAGCGUCUAGAAGAGGUUUGGGACCUAGCACCAAUUUAUUAGCCUCAGCCAACUCUGCCACUUCGACAACACCAAGCCCUGUUGCUAUCAUACGACCCGGAACUGCAAUGAAACCUCCUUCUGCCUUGCGAAGUGGAACUGCGAGUAGACUCCUGGCACAUAAUGGAGUUCCCAUUAGUUCUUCAACAUCUCAACGCAUUGGGACAGCUUUGGGAAAUGCUGGGAACAGAAUGGCUGAACGACCGAUAACACAACAUGGCAUUAGCGGUUUGUCCACAUCUUAUGGACGCCUGGGAACUGCUGCUAGUAGUAAUCGUCAAAUCAAAGAUAAGCGAUACUGGCAUGCGGUAUUGCAAAGCAAACUUCAAGAAAUCAAUCAAGAAACAAGCAAACUUUUGAAAGAGAAGAAGUUCCUGGAUCGUGAACGAUCUGCCCGGAAGCUUUAUGAAAAACGAGUGAAAGAGGCUGCAAAGGAAUUAACAAACCUACAAUCUACCUUAACGUCUAUGAAUUUAGCUUUGGACAACUGUACCUCGGGUAUGACAAGGCAGCACCUUUUGAACGAAACUGUAGCAUUGCGGGAACGAAACGAACAUAUUCAGGAACAAUUGGAGCUGAUUUUCAAACAACGACAACAGAAAGACAACGAUAAUAAGGAUCUUGAACGAGAAACGGAUAAGGAAAAAAAUAAAGUGAUUGAAAUGAUCAACUCACUACCAGAGGAAGAUCAGCACAAGUAUCGGGAGUAUCAAACUCUAUCGGAAAACCUUCGUAAACAGAACGCCAUCUACCACACCCAGAUCAGUGAGAUGGAGAAACAAAAGGAAAGAUUGAAUACUAUGAUUAUGAAUUCGCAAACCCGCUCCGAAGCGCAUCGCCUUAAAUCAAAGCUGAAAGAAUUGCUCAACAAAAGGAAUGCUUUGCGUGAGGAAGAAAAUAAUCGUCUUUCACCAGCGCAGGAACGCGAAAAGCUAAUUAAUGAUGUCCGCUCCAACAACCAGGCGCUUGCCAGCAUUGGCAAACAGUUGAAAAUUGUUGAAGAUCAAUUGUUUGAAAAAAAAGAGACCCUUCAGCAGAUAGACCAGGAUCUUGAAGAAGGUAACUCUGAGCGACACGUAAAGUACAAGGAACUUAAAAAGCGAGAUGAAGUAAUGUCGGCAUUCAUGGACAGCUUUAAAAGUAAUAUGAACCAGGAACAACAAAGCAUAGAUACUUUGAAAAACCAAAUCACAUAUGCUAUUGAACAAAUUACGCUGCAAGGAAUUAACAUGAAAGCGAUCGGGGGUGACAAGCUGGAUGGCAAUGGCUUUAAUUCUAAGAACGACCUCAAUUCCCACUCUGGAUUGAUGAAAGAGUAUAAAAAACUCGGCAUACAACUAAAGCAACUUCAAAUAUUGGAAAAGCGCACAAUGCAACAAGUUAAUUCUCUGAGGCAAGAGGAAACAGACGCACUUCAAAACAUUCAAAAGUACGCUAACUUAGAAAUACCACGUGCGGAUGCAAUUGUAAAGAUGAACGAUCUAACUUCAAUAUUACAAGAAAUGGAAGAUAAAAAGCGUGUCACAGAGAAUGUGGUCGAUGAGGCGCGAAAUAGAAACCAUGAGAUAAAAGUCAGUCUCAAAAGUAACGAUACGUACCGACAAAUAUCUCAUCUCGAAGAUAAGUUGGUCGAUUUAAUGAAAGAAAAUAAAAUAUUUCAGGAAGCGGUCAACCAAAUGCAACAGGAAAAUAACUAUACCAAAACGCGUAUGGAAGUACAUGAGAUGGUUCACGAACAUAACACACUAUUGAGUAGUGAGUUAGAAAAUAUAUCCGUUUGAUAUAGGAGCAGGAUCCAUAUUGCACCAUUAUACAACAUACAUAUUUUUGUUAAGUAACCAACGGAACCGUAAUCGAUUUGUAGGCAUUUUUUAUUGUUUAAAAUACUGAAAGGAAAAUAAUAGAAAACAAUUAUCUGUAGGGCUAUAUUGAUUUCGCAGAGGUAAAUAUCGCAUUCAAACUAAUCAGCAACGAGCAUCCCAAUAGCAAGGUCUAUGUGUGUGUGUGUCUCUCUCUGUCUAUGGCACAAAUUGUUCUAGUAUACUCUCUUCUAUAUAAUAUUUGUCUAUUUGGAGAAUAUAAUUUAAUCAAAGUAAUAA